AUGGUUUCCCUACGAGCAAAAAUAUUCAUUGUGGCUCUUGCGGUGCUAUUACUUUCGCAAAGAUGGUGGUUGCCUCUCCUGGGUGUGCUCAUCAACCUUGUGGCGCUUCCAAGUCGCUGGCACGACAGAUCUGCCCAGUCUUACAUUUCGGAAGAGCACGAUAAUUUUGACAUAACAUUCGCCUCAUACAGUGUCAAUCAGUCUAUCUUGGGCCUCUCAUAUCAAGAUGUCGUCCCCCCCAUUCUACACCAUAUAAACCUAGGUCCCAAGCAGCCCUCCCCAGAGUGGAUGGCGGCUCGAGACGAGUGCAUUGAAUAUCACCCAGACUGGAAGGCGUAUAUCUGGGAUGACAAGGCUUCCAACGAAUUCGUCAAGGAAAAGUUUCCCCACCUUAAGGAAAUGUGGGAUAAUUAUCAUUUUCCGGUGGAGAGGGUUGACGCAUUGCGAUACAUGGUGCUACAAAAAUACGGAGGCGUCGUUCUUGACUUUGAUCUCGCCUGCAAACGGAACUUGGACCCCCUAAGGCGCUUCGAGUUUGUAGCUCCAUCCGCUCACCCGACGGGCUUCUCCAUUGGCUUUAUGAUGUCCAGCCCAGGCAACCCUUUUGUGCACGAACUUGUGGACAACCUUUCUAGAUAUAACCACGCUUGGUUUUUUCUUCCUUAUGUGACUGUCAUGUUCAGCACUGGCUGUCAUUACGCAUCUACUAUCUUCACUCUCCAUAAGAAUCGUUCUGCGCUUCGGAUCCUGGGUGGAAUCCCUGGCCAUCCACGCUUACACAUGCUGAACGGAUAUGUCGACACGCCGUUGUUCCGCCAUCUAGGAUCAUCCUCCUGGCACAGCUUCGAUGCCUUCCUUAUCAACUGGCUUGGCCACCGGCAGAAGGGGCUUAUAAUCGUUAUCUUCAUUGUAUUAUCCUUCCUGGUUGGUUCACUGGUGACAACAUGUCUAACAUUACGGCAACGGAGACGUUACGCUGCAUUACGAAGUAGACUGAGUUCUAUCGACUACGAGUCACAUGACGGUUCGUUGUUAAUCAAGGAGGCAUAG
This is a messenger RNA of Talaromyces proteolyticus, 1050 nucleotides long. Its product is annotated as putative glycosyl transferase. The transcript has 3 exons. The record is from RefSeq and is a predicted model, not a curated record. Gene Ontology annotation, biological process: mannosyl-inositol phosphorylceramide biosynthetic process. Bases 1 to 1050 code for a protein of 349 amino acids. Gene Ontology annotation, molecular function: mannosyltransferase activity. NCBI's taxonomy places the organism in Eukaryota, Fungi, Ascomycota, Eurotiomycetes, Eurotiales, Trichocomaceae.